Molecule: messenger RNA, 1506 nt
Organism: Dentiscutata erythropus
Lineage: Eukaryota; Fungi; Glomeromycota; Glomeromycetes; Diversisporales; Gigasporaceae
Source: the annotation of a GenBank genome assembly
AUGUCUUCUGCUCAAGAAAGGGAUUCAUGGCCUUAUUCACGAGGAUUUCAAAAUUGUCCCGAGACUUGUGAUCCAGCUACGCUUAAAGUCCAUGGGAAAAUACCUAAAUGGUUAGAAGGUGUCCUUUAUCGUACUGGCCCUGGAACUUAUAAAAUCCCAUCAAAGAAAAAUCCGGAAAUUGUAUUUUCUUUUGAUCAUUGGUUUGAUGGACUUGGUCAAGAUAUUUGCGAAAAUAUAUUUCAAAAGUUCUUUACAGUCUUUCAAGCAUCUAUUUCAUCAAACAACCCGGAAGAUGAUCCAAACAGUAGAAACGUUAAUGUAACUCUUACCACCGCUCUUCCUCAUCCAGAAGGAAAUUCUACAACACUUGUUUUAGGAACAGAUGCAAAUAGUUUAAAGUCAAUCGAUCCGAUCACACUUGAACCAAUACAAAAUUUUUCGUUUAAAAAAUUUCAUCUAGCUUUAUCUGGACCUAUGGCACCAGCUCACUAUCAAUAUGAUGCUGAAACUGGAGAAUAUAUUUCUUUUGUUUCUAAUCCAGGUGCUAUACCUGAGUAUAACAUAUUUUCUAUCAAAACUGAUGAAGAAACUGGAAAACCUAUUACGACUAUUCUUGCUACCAUUCCAUUAAAAUUAGCAUAUAUUCAUAGCUUUUCUAUGACGAAGAAAUAUAUUAUUUUUAUUCUUUGGCAAUGUGAUUUUGCAAUGAACGGUGCGAAAAUAUUAUGGGAGCGCAAUAUGAUUCGAUCAUUUGUCCCAUGGGAUCCCAAUCAAAAGACUCACUUCUACGUAAUUGAUCGCAACCUUAAAAAACAUGUGGCCACCUAUACCUUUCCAACAUUUUAUUGUUUCCAUACUAUAAACGCAUAUGAUGAAGGAGACGAUAUCAUCAUUGAUUUAUCUCAAUACAAAGAUAAUAGUGUCAUCUUUCAACUUACAGUUAAUCGACUUUCGGGAUCUGAAACUAAUGCUGAUAAAUUACCUUUGCAAUUCGAUCAGAGUAGAGUACAUAGGUAUAAAUUAUGCAAUAUUUCGAAAAAUCUAGAUAGCGCAGAUUUGAAAUAUGGUAGUGAUAACUUUCCGAAUGCCGAACUUGUUUUUGCGACUUCAGAAGAUUUGAAUAUUGAACUUCCAGUGGUUAAUUUUUCAAGAUAUUAUAUGAAAAAGUAUCGAUACGUCUAUGGCAUCUCAUACUCAGGUUCUAAUCCUCACAUUGCCUUUGAUCGUCUCAUAAAAAUUGAUCUCCAUAGAACUGAAAAUGAUUCAUUUAAUCAUAAAAUUUGGCAACAAUUUGGAUGCAUACCUAGUGAACCAAUUUUUGUUCCAUCACCGAGUGGUGUUGAAGAGGAUGAUGGUGUGAUAACAAGUGUAGUACUUGAUGGUACAAAGAAUACUAGUUUUUUAUUAAUUUUAGAUGCUAAAUCUUUUAAAGAAAUUGCUAGAGCAGAAAUGGAACAUGGAAAAGUUGUUCCUUAUGGAUUUCAUGGAUUAUGGAACAAAUUAUGA